Molecule: messenger RNA, 307 nt
Organism: Staurois parvus
Lineage: Eukaryota; Metazoa; Chordata; Amphibia; Anura; Ranidae
Source: the annotation of a GenBank genome assembly
UCUGGGUUGAGCAGUGAAUGCUGGAAGUACAGGAGCUGCAGAAUUUGUGGGCUGCCAAUCGGGAUUUGCAAACACAUCCGGAGGAUACUAGGGGCUCUAUGGGCCUGUGUGCGAAUUCUUGGUGGUUGUUAGACAAUACUUGUGCUCGCCACCGCACCAGCUUAUACUGCACUUAUGGGACUCGCCACGUCACCAAGUCAUACUGCAGUGCUGGUAUGUGAAAGACCAGAAUGUACUAGACCACUAGUGCUCGCCAGUUCAACAAAAGGUACUAGUACUGGCACUCUGCUGCAUAUGAGAGUCAUCA